This is a messenger RNA of Gorilla gorilla gorilla (western lowland gorilla), 1604 nucleotides long. RefSeq names its product DIM1 rRNA methyltransferase and ribosome maturation factor (gene DIMT1). Gene Ontology annotation, cellular component: nucleolus. Lineage: Eukaryota; Metazoa; Chordata; Mammalia; Primates; Hominidae. The coding region runs from base 177 to 1118 and encodes 313 amino acids. Gene Ontology annotation, molecular function: rRNA (adenine-N6,N6-)-dimethyltransferase activity. The transcript is spliced from 12 exons. Gene Ontology annotation, biological process: rRNA methylation. The record is from RefSeq and is a predicted model, not a curated record.
CUUUCUGGAGGAGGAGCUCAGAGCGUACGGGAGGGGGCGGACCCUUGCCCCUCCGGCGCUUGGGCCAGAGUGGUGCGGGCGGCGCGUGGCGGCGAUCCCCACGUGGUGGCUUUCUCACGCUAGCCGUCUUUGGUCCUCCUUGACGUCCCGGGCCUGUGGGCCCGCUUUCUGCCGAGAUGCCGAAGGUCAAGUCGGGGGCCAUCGGCCGCCGCCGCGGGCGGCAGGAGCAGCGCCGGGAGCUGAAGAGCGCUGGAGGACUCAUGUUCAACACGGGGAUUGGGCAGCACAUUUUGAAAAAUCCUCUCAUUAUUAACAGCAUUAUCGAUAAGGCUGCCUUAAGACCAACUGAUGUAGUGCUGGAAGUUGGAUCUGGAACUGGCAACAUGACUGUAAAGUUGUUAGAAAAGGCAAAAAAGGUGGUUGCUUGUGAACUUGACCCAAGGCUAGUAGCUGAACUUCACAAAAGAGUUCAGGGCACGCCUGUGGCCAGCAAACUUCAAGUACUGGUGGGUGAUGUGUUGAAAACAGAUUUGCCAUUCUUUGAUACUUGUGUGGCAAAUUUGCCGUAUCAGAUCUCUUCGCCUUUUGUCUUCAAGCUGUUGCUACAUCGACCUUUUUUCAGGUGUGCUAUACUUAUGUUUCAAAGAGAAUUUGCCCUCCGACUGGUUGCAAAACCUGGAGAUAAGUUAUACUGCAGACUCUCAAUUAAUACACAGCUGUUGGCACGUGUGGACCAUCUAAUGAAAGUGGGAAAGAAUAACUUCAGACCACCGCCCAAGGUGGAAUCCAGUGUUGUAAGGAUAGAACCUAAGAAUCCACCACCACCCAUCAAUUUUCAGGAAUGGGAUGGUCUAGUAAGGAUAACCUUUGUUAGGAAAAACAAGACACUCUCUGCUGCAUUUAAAUCAAGUGCAGUGCAACAACUCUUGGAAAAAAACUACAGAAUUCACUGUUCAGUCCAUAAUAUUAUAAUACCAGAAGAUUUCAGCAUAGCAGAUAAAAUACAGCAAAUCCUGACCAGCACAGGUUUUAGUGACAAACGGGCCCGUUCCAUGGACAUAGAUGACUUCAUCAGAUUGCUACAUGGAUUCAAUGCAGAAGGUAUUCAUUUUUCCUAGGUAUUUGGAAAACAGAAAUUUUCAAGGUCAAGAAAAGAAAUGAAUUUUGUAUUUUUUGUAUUUGAGAAGAUAAUGCUUUUCCUUUACUGAGACAUUAUUUACUUGACUAUUUUUGGUUCAAUACUACUACUGUUGUCACCAUUUAUGAUUCUGAAUUUUAAAGUUGGAAAGUUCUAAGUAUCAAAGUUUUUAAUAUAUAAUGCUGGUCCAAUCUAUUCAUAAUAAUCUUCAAGUUCAGGAGCCGCAGAGACGCACAACUUUACACUUAUCAUUUCUAACAGUUUAUUGUAUAAAGAUGUUACUCUUCUAUUUACUGUUAUAUACUGUAAGGCCUUCUUUACGCCUUUAGCUCUGUUCCUCCAGUAAUAAAAAAGUUAAAAUAUGCUUCACUAGUCACACAUUCCCCAUACCAUUUCGUGUUAUUCACAUUCCCCGUACCAUUUCUUGUUAUUCACAUGUACAGUAAAACAAUUGUUUCUUAAAUUA